GGCAGGCGUACGCCGGCGUGCUAAGGGAGCGGACCUUGUUGUGAGUUGUUGCUAGGAGACUGAAAACCAAGCUCAAACAAACACGAAGCAGCAAAACGCCGUCAGGAGACCUCGAUUUUCAUCUGCACAUAGGUUGAAUCUGUCACUGAGGGGUGUGGAUUUCAAUAAACCAAAGUCAUGCCGAAGAAAGCAGCUAAGAAAGGUGGAGGAGGUAAAGUGUCCCGGCUGACGGAGGAGGAGAGGCUGCUCCUCCUGCAGCAGAGGGCCCAGGCAGAGGAGGAGCAGGCCAGGAGGAAGGAGGAGAUGCUGAAUAAGUUCCUCAAGGACAAGCUGCAGAAGGAGGAGAGGAACACUGUGGUCAACCUGUUGAAGGUGAACCAGGGGUGGCGUUCUAUUCUCCGUCAGACUAAAUCGGUCGAGCUUCAAAGAGAUGUUGCUGAGCUCAGGCAGAGCUUUGAGCGCACGCUCGACUGCAAGGACAGCAUCAUUAAGUGUCUGGUGAAGGACCUGAGCGAGGCGGAUGAGCAGGCGAUGCGGGCGCGGCGCUCUCACCUGCAGUGUUUGGAGCGUCUGCAGGCCCUGCAUCAGCACCGGCUGGCAGAGCUGCAGCAGCAGUGGAGCAGCAGCCUGCAGCAGCUGAGCAAAGACUUCAACUCUGACAGGGAGCAGCAGGUGGCGCUACAGCAGCAGCAGUGUGAGUACCUGCAAGAUGUGUGCUGUGCCAUGCAGCAGCAACACAGCGCGCUGGAAACCGAGGCUCAGGAGGAGUACCAGAGCUCCUGUGACGGCAUCAAAAACAGGAGCAAUGAGGAGAAGCCGGCGCUGCAGGCCCGGUGGCAGGACGAGGCUGAGGCCUUGUGGCGUCAGGCCGAGGAGAUUCUGUCCAAAUACGACAAGAAGGCCGAGGAACGCCACACCACUUUCAAGGAGAUGUCUGCCCGUGACCAGGACUUGGUCUGCGAUAUGAGGGCAAAGCUGGGCUUUGGUCAGAGGGAGGCUGAGGUGUUGGCUGGUGGGCUGGCAGCCCGCAGGGAUGAGAUAGCUCAGGGGACCCGGCAGCUCCAAACUCAGAUAACUCAAAAUCAUUUGGCAGCCAGGAGACGGCUUGCCGAGCUCUGCACCAGAAGCACUGCUGCUACCAAGAGACUGCAGAGCAUCAUUGCCAAGGGAGAGAAAAUUCUGCGUCUUGCUGAAAUGUGCCGGAAGCUGGAAAGUCAGCAUGAAAAAGUUUUGCCAUUCUUCACUUCCUCUCUGACUGCAGAGGAACAGAGCCAGGUCGGUCAGAGAGCACUUGAGCUUCCGUCUGAGGAACUGGCAAAGGAUAUGCAGAACUAUGCAGACCUGGAGCGUUUCUGGCAGCGCCACAACAAGGUUGUGCUGGAUGUUCAAAAUCUGAAGCAAGACAAGAAGCUCCUGAUGGCAGAGAGGCAGCAGCUGCAGGCCCUGCUGCAGCAGCAUGUCAACAGCUUCUCUGUCAGUAAGGAGACGCCUGACCACACCAGUCAGACCAGCCGUCUGCUGCUGGUGUCCAAGCCGAGCAUCGCCACCACCAUGGCUGCAGGCAGACAGGGCAAGCGCCACACCGUCAUCGAAGCUGCACAUGUAAAACAGUAUGCACUGUAACGUACCACACAAACAUCACCCGUUCUACAGUGCUGUUUGUAUUUUGUUCAAGUUUAAAGGAAGAUUAAAUUGUUUUA
Myripristis murdjan (pinecone soldierfish) is the source of this 1700-nucleotide messenger RNA. It is a transcript of the gene drc2, whose product is annotated as dynein regulatory complex subunit 2. The record is from RefSeq and is a predicted model, not a curated record. Bases 178 to 1623 code for a protein of 481 amino acids. Gene Ontology annotation, cellular component: axonemal dynein complex; axoneme. Gene Ontology annotation, biological process: axonemal dynein complex assembly; cilium-dependent cell motility; regulation of cilium movement. The transcript is spliced from 9 exons. Lineage: Eukaryota; Metazoa; Chordata; Actinopteri; Holocentriformes; Holocentridae.